UGGUUACAUUCUAUGGAAAAAGUGAAUACUGGCAGCAUUUACGGUAUAGCUUGGUCUAGUGAUAGUACGCAAGUUGCUAUGGCAUGUGGUAAUGGAAAAUUAUUAACUGGACACGUUAUAGACAGGAAAUUAGAAUGGGAUAAUUACGAAGUCACAUUGAUAAGAAGAAAAGUGAUUGAAGUUAGAGAAGUUGGCAACGAAGUUCAUGAAGUAUUAGAAAUCUCCGAUCGUGUUGUACACCUCGAAUUUGGCUUUGGUCAUUUAGUUGUUAUUACACCUUCACAAUGUCACAUCUAUUCAGUGACCAAUUGGAAUACACCAGCAAUAUUUGAUUUGAAGAAAAGCAUAAUUUCUGCACUAAUUCUUGCUGAAAG
Molecule: messenger RNA, 374 nt
Organism: Nylanderia fulva
Lineage: Eukaryota; Metazoa; Arthropoda; Insecta; Hymenoptera; Formicidae
Source: RefSeq, a predicted model, not a curated record